Messenger RNA from Pyrus x bretschneideri (Chinese white pear), 1155 nucleotides. Its product is annotated as disease resistance protein RPV1. Bases 86 to 1060 code for a protein of 324 amino acids. Lineage: Eukaryota; Viridiplantae; Streptophyta; Magnoliopsida; Rosales; Rosaceae. The transcript is spliced from 3 exons. Gene Ontology annotation, biological process: signal transduction. The record is from RefSeq and is a predicted model, not a curated record.
UAUCAUAAGUACAUAACACAAGAGAUCGAUCAGUCUUUGACAUUUAAUCUCUCAGCAUCUCAUCCUUUUUAGUAAUCGAACGAUCAUGGAUUCAACGGCCAAUGAAGGAGCCUCUUCCUCUUCGUCUUCUUCUUACACACAUUCAGGGACAUAUGAUGUCUUCCUCAGUUUUAGAGGAGAAGAUACCCGCUACAAUUUUGUGGGUCAUCUGUACAACAAUUUGGUUCAGAAGGGAAUCAAAACCUUCAUGGACGAUGAGACGCUUAAAAGAGGAGAGGAAAUAUCAUCAUCGCUUCUCAAAGCAAUUGAGGAUUCGAGGAUUUCUCUUGUUGUCUUCUCCGAAAACUAUGCUUCCUCAGUGUGGUGCUUAGAUGAACUCGUUCACAUCUUUCACUGUAAAGAACAACUGCAGCGGAUGGUUUUUCCAGUUUUUUACAAGGUGGAUCCAUCGGAUGUGAGGAACCAAAGUAAGAGUUUCGGUAAGGCACUUGCUCACCAUGAAAGCAAACUCAAACAUAACAUGGACAAGGUGUUGAGCUGGAGAGAAACUCUUACAAAAGCAGCAAAUUUGUCUGGCUGGUCAUUCCUGGCCGACGGGCAUGAAUAUAAAUUUAUUCAAAAAAUUGUUGAAGAGAUUUCGGUCCAAGUUUUAGAUGGUACCCAUUUGAAUGUGGCAAAGUACCCAUUUGGAAUAGAGUCACGUGUCAAACAAUCCAGUUCGGUUUUUUGGGAUCUUGAAUCUGCUUCUGUCCUCGAUCGAGAGCAGUUAGCCCUCGAACGCCGUCAAGGACAAACCGAAGAUCAAAAGCGCCACCAGCACCAUUUCCUCUCCACUCUCUCCCGCUCACGCCGUUCCUCCGACGCCGCACUGCCCGCAACCACCGCCAAUUCUGAUCAAGACCGAGAUGGAGAUCGAGAACGCAUUCCUUUAAUGGCACAAGAUUGCAGGCAGCUGGAAUGUCAGAUAAGGUGGAAAAAGAAGGAUCUGAUAGUUUGGGGAAUCUUAACCGCUUUGCUGGUCAUCAUCGUUAGAGUUAUAGUACUGGUCGCAGCUAGAUAGCCGUCCGCCUAACCUAUGGAGGUGGAGAAAAAACGAUAUUUUUUAUUUUUUAUUUCAUUUUUUCAAUAAAAUAAAAGAGAUUUUUGAACACUUAU